Molecule: messenger RNA, 596 nt
Organism: Amoebophrya sp. A25
Lineage: Eukaryota; Dinophyceae; Syndiniales; Amoebophryaceae
Source: the annotation of a GenBank genome assembly
GGACAAAGAACUACUGAGCGCAGUGGAGACGAUUGUAGAGCAAGAGUGUACAACGACUAAGGAUGAGGAUCUCCAUCCUGGAGUAGAACAAGAAGAUGAUCGCACCAUCUCCGACAAGAAUGACGAAGAGGAAAUGGCGAAUGCAAAAGAAGCAUUGGUCCUCAACAAAGAUGACUUCAUAGAUGAAGAGGAGGAUGAGGAAGAUGGAAAUGAAUCUAGCACAAGCACAACCUUGCCUCCUCUUGAAGAGGGUGAAGAGCUUUUCCCUGUUCAUCGUUUACCGCAGGACAUGGCUGGUUUGAUGGUCGUUUCUCGAAAUCAACACGCUAAUUCGCAAGCUAAGGAACUGAUUCAAAACCGCACCUUUUCGCAACAAAGAUACCUAGCGAUUUUACACUCGCAACCGACUUCAAAUAACAGAAAUGGAAAUGGAUUGCAACGAACAAGGGAUAAAAAUCGCGAUGAUAUUAAACCUCGAAAUACAACUAUUGGGUCCUCAGAACUAAGAGCGGCAACUUCACCUGGAGGCACGCUACUGGAUCGAAAACGGAGUGGAAACUUUGCAGUCUUGCGGUUACCCUUACAGUUAGAUCCGA